Molecule: messenger RNA, 889 nt
Organism: Triticum aestivum (bread wheat)
Lineage: Eukaryota; Viridiplantae; Streptophyta; Magnoliopsida; Poales; Poaceae
Product: probable WRKY transcription factor 46
Exons: 3
Coding region: 65-868 (267 amino acids)
Biological process (GO): regulation of DNA-templated transcription
Molecular function (GO): sequence-specific DNA binding; DNA-binding transcription factor activity
Source: RefSeq, a predicted model, not a curated record
UGCGGCCCUUCUUGCGAGCUGCUACUAUCUCCACCACCUCGUUGUGCAAAGACCAGGCCAUCCAAUGGCGUCAGCGCCUCCGAAGGGGGAGUCGUUUGACUUCGAGGAUCCACGCGCGCAGGAAGCCAUGGGAUCUGCCUCCGCGUCCUGCAGCCCUGCCGGAGGCGUCUUCGGCGUCUCCCCGCCGGAGUCCUCGCGCCGCGACAGCCGAAAGAGAAGGAAAGACAGGCCUUCAUGGAUCAAACAUACGUUCACACCUCAUUUUGACGGUCACCUGUGGAGAAAGUACGGCCAGAAAAACAUCAAGGACUCUGCCUUCCCAAGGCUUUAUUACAGAUGCUCUUACCGUGAAGACAGGCAAUGCCUUGCCUCAAAGCUGGUGCAACAGGAGAACCACGAGGACCCACCACUGUUCAAGGUCACCUACACGUACGAGCACACGUGCAACACCGCGCCCGUCCCAACUCCCGAUGUCGUGGCCGAGCUGCCGGCGCCGGCAACUGGCGACGCGCUCCUUCUGCGGUUCGACUCCACGGGCGCAGGCCACCGAGGCGCGCACCGGAUGGAGCAGGAACGACAUUACCAGCAGCCUGCGGCACCUGGGUCUGGGUGGCCGUCCAUGAUGCUGAGCUUUGAUUCCAAUAACCGUCAGCACGAACAGUGUACGUUCCCUUCCGAGCUGCCGCCAGCUGCGUCGUCGUCGUCGUUUUCGACCGAGGGACUGCCAGCGCCGUCGUCUACAACCGAUGGCGGAGACGACGGGUUCUCGACGUGGGACUCGUUGAGAUACGGAUUAAAUGACCAUGUGCACUUCGGCGACCAUUCGUAUCUCCCAAACAGUGGUAAUGAUGGUGACGAUAACUACUGACCGUCUGUCUGGCCACAUCCA